This is a messenger RNA of Ustilaginoidea virens, 1593 nucleotides long. RefSeq lists its product as uncharacterized. Gene Ontology annotation, molecular function: aldehyde dehydrogenase (NAD+) activity. Lineage: Eukaryota; Fungi; Ascomycota; Sordariomycetes; Hypocreales; Clavicipitaceae. The record is from RefSeq and is a predicted model, not a curated record. Bases 1 to 1593 code for a protein of 530 amino acids. The transcript has 2 exons.
AUGCCGGGUGCCAUGGGCCGGCCCAUGCCGACCCGACGUCUGCGUGGUUGGGCGCGACCCUGCUCGACUCGGUCGACUCCACCAUCCAACCAGCAGGUGCAGGUGCGGCUCACGGCCCCGAAUGGCAAAAGCUGGAUACAACCGUCGGGCCUUUUUAUCGAUAACCAGUUCGUAGCCUCGAAACAGGGGGGCACCAUCGCCUCCACGAACCCAUACACGGAAGAGGCCAUUUGUUCCGUGGCCGCAGCUAGUCCUGAUGAUGUCGAUGCGGCCGUCUGGUCGGCGAGACUCGCCCUGAAGCACCCUUCGUGGAAGUCGCUGUCGGGUUCGGACCGCGGCCGCUUGAUGAACAGACUGGCCGACCUGGUGGACGAGCACAGGGAGACGCUGGCCACCAUUGAGUCUCUGGACAACGGGAAACCCCUGUCCGCCUCGCUCGCCUGGGAUAUUCCUCACUUUUCCGAGGUGCUGCGCUACUAUGCGGGGUAUUGCGACAAGAUUCACGGCAGCUUCGUGGACAUGGGGCGGCGCAGGAUGGCCUACACGGUCAAGCAGCCCGUCGGCGUGUGCGGGCAAAUCAUUCCGUGGAACUACCCCGUCGCCAUGGCGGCCUGGAAGCUCGGCCCGGCCUUGUGCUGCGGCAACACGGUGGUGCUCAAGCUGGCCGAGCAGACACCGCUCUCCAUGCUGUACGUGGCCAAGCUGGUUCGAGACGCCGGGUUCCCCCCCGGCGUGGUAAACAUCAUCAACGGUCACGGGCCCGUGGCCGGGGCCGCGCUGGCGUCUCAUCGGCACGUGGACAAGGUGGCCUUUACGGGAAGCACGGCUACGGGGAAGGCGGUGAUGCGCAUGGCCUCGACGCGCAUGAAGCCGGUGACGCUCGAGACCGGAGGCAAGUCGCCCCUGAUUGUGUUUGACGACGCCAAUCUGGACCAGGCGGUCCGCUGGGCCCACGAAGGCGUCAUGGCGAAUCAGGGUCAAGUGUGCACGGCCACCUCCAGGCUGCUGGUGCAGGACGGCGUCUACGACGAGUUUGUCGGGAGACUCGCCGAGCAUACCCGCAAGACAUCCGUGCUCGGGGACCCCUUUGAGGACGGGACCUACCAGGGGCCGCAGGUCAGCGCCGGCCAGAGAGACGGCGUGCUGUCGUACAUCGAGGCGGCCCAGGGCGAUGCCGGCACGACGGUUCUCCACCCAUGCGGCCCUCCCGCGGAGCUCCCGGCGAGGGGGUACUUUGCGCCGCCGACGAUAUUCGCCAACGUCCGCGUCGACGCGCCCGUCUUCACGGAAGAGAUAUUCGGCCCCUGCGCAGCCGUGGCCAGGUUCGGGACGGAGCGGGAGGCGGUCGAGGCGGCCAACGCCAGCCGCUACGGACUGGCCGGCGCCGUCUUCACAAGAGACCUCGGCAGAGCGCACCGCAUGGCGAGGGAGCUGGACGUGGGCAUGGUAUGGCUGAACAGCAGCAACGACGGGGACGUCAGGGUCCCGUUCGGCGGGGUCAAGGAGAGCGGGAUCGGGAGGGAGCUGGGGGAGGAAGGCUUGAGGGCAUACCACGCCGUCAAGGCCGUCUUUGUGAACCUGACGGAUGACUGA